AUGCGGGGCUGCGGCGGGCGCCGCGCCUUGCUGGCCGUCCUGGCCCUGUUCCUGCCCGCCGCCGCCGCCGCCGCCACCAGCCCCGCCACCGGCGCCGGGCCCGCCGCGGCGGGGGAGAGCCCCGGGAAUUUUAUGGAGGACGAGCAAUGGCUCUCCUCCAUCUCCCAGUACGGCGGCAGGAUCAAGCACUGGAAUCGCUUCCGAGACGAGGUGGAGGAUGACUACAUCAAGAGCUGGGAGGACAACCAGCCCGGGGACGAAGCCCUGGACACCACUAAGGACCCCUGCCAGAAGGUGAAGUGCAGCCGGCACAAGGUGUGUGUGGCGCAGGGCUACCAGCGCGCCAUGUGCAUCAGCCGCAAGAAGCUGGAGCACAGGAUCAAGCCACUGGGCACCAAGGGCCAUGGGAGCUGCAAGCCCUGCCACGCUGCCCCACUUGCUGCCGUCUGCGGCUCCGAUGGCCACACCUACAGCUCGGCAUGCAAGCUGGAGCAGCAGGCGUGCCUGGCCAGCAAGCAGCUAACAGUGCGGUGCGAGGGGCAGUGCCCCUGUCCUACCCCACACAGUCCUGCCGGUGACGCCAAGCAAGAGCCAUGCACCGGGCAGGACCUGGCCGACCUGGGCGACCGCCUGCGCGACUGGUUCCAGCUCCUGCGGGAGAACGCCAAGCAGAACAGCUCCGGCGGCCUCCCAGCUGGCCCCACCACUGCGCUGGAGCGGAGCGUGGCGGCCAGCUGCAAGGAGGCGGUGGGGUGGAUGUUUUCCCGGCUGGACACGAGCGGGGACCUGUUCCUGGAGGCGGCCGAGCUGGCUGCCAUCAACCUGGACAAGUACGAGGUCUGCAUCCGCGCCUUCUUCAACUCCUGUGACACCUCCCGUGAUGGCCGUGUCUCUGCCCCGGAGUGGUGCUUCUGCUUCUGGAGGGAAAAGCCGCCCUGUCUCAGGGAACUGGAGAAGAUUCAGAUCCAAGAAGCAACCAAAAAAAAGCCAGGCACCUUCAUCCCCAGCUGUGAUGAGGAUGGAUACUACCGGCGGGCACAGUGCGAGCCGGGCGGGGGCGAGUGCUGGUGCGUAGACCAGCAGGGCGUGGAGCUGACCGGCACCCGCAGCCACGGCAGCCCCGACUGCGAGGAGGCGACCGGCUUCUCGGGUGACUUCGGCAGCAGCGUGGGCUGGGAGGACGAGGAGGAGAAGGAGCCGGAGGAGGCGGGCGAGGAAGGCGAGGAAGAGGAGGGCGAAGUGGGUGAGGGUGACGACGGUGGUUACAUCUGGUAG
Indicator indicator is the source of this 1275-nucleotide messenger RNA. It is a transcript of the gene SPOCK2, whose product is annotated as SPARC (osteonectin), cwcv and kazal like domains proteoglycan 2. The transcript is spliced from 11 exons. Lineage: Eukaryota; Metazoa; Chordata; Aves; Piciformes; Indicatoridae. The record is from RefSeq and is a predicted model, not a curated record. Gene Ontology annotation, molecular function: calcium ion binding; protein binding. The coding region runs from base 1 to 1275 and encodes 424 amino acids.